This is a messenger RNA of Thecamonas trahens ATCC 50062, 1797 nucleotides long. RefSeq lists its product as uncharacterized. Gene Ontology annotation, cellular component: cytoplasm. Gene Ontology annotation, biological process: proteolysis. Gene Ontology annotation, molecular function: calcium-dependent cysteine-type endopeptidase activity. The record is from RefSeq and is a predicted model, not a curated record. The transcript is spliced from 2 exons. Bases 1 to 1797 code for a protein of 598 amino acids. Lineage: Eukaryota; Apusomonadida; Apusomonadidae.
AUGACCUCUGCCGGCGAUCUCGCUCCUGGGCCGUUUGCUCACUUUCCGCUGCGAGAAGACGAGGUCACCGUCUGCCGCGAAGAGGUGCUCGGGUGCCGGCAAGGACGCCUCGCCAACUGCUUUGUCGUUGCUGCCAUCCACGCCAUUGCUGCUGCUGCGCCUGAUCUCGUGCCAAAGGCUCAUGUCGAUGAUCAUGAAGGAACAAUCGCCUUUGUUCUGCACAUCGGCGAGGAGAUGAUGCCCACUCGAGUGGUCGUCGACGACACGCUGCCUGUCGACGACUCGGGCGCACUGCGGUUCAUGUCCUCCUCCUCUUCGCCCAUGCUGCCGCUGCUAGAAAAGGCCUUGGCCGCGCGGUAUGGAUCGUACAACGCACUUCAGGGCGGAAAGAUCUCCGAGGCUUUCGCGGACAUGCUCGGUCUUCCUGUCGUCACCAUCCGGCUCUCGCCGGCGUCCAAGCUCGCCUCCAUCGCCGCCGCCGCCGCCCUGUUUGCCGCCGGCUGCCCCAUCGGCCUCUACCGAUCCUCGCGCAACGUGACCGAAGAGAAGCUCUCACCGCUGCCUCGUGGGAUGGAUGUGCUUGACGACCACGCGUACGCGGUCAUUGCCGUGGCCGACAACGCCGUGUGCGUCCUCAAUCCACACGUCGACCGCCCGCCCAAGCGCAAGACGUCGUCGGCCCGUCCUGCACCGCCCGGCGCGUCGUGGAUCACGCUCAAGACCGUCAUCCGCAGCUUCACUCGCAUGGUCAUCGCUCGCGCUGAUGCGCGCGUCCACGAUGUUGUCACGGGCGAGUUUGAAAGAGCAGACGGCGUCAGCACGACACGGAUGCCAUCCCAGCGGCGCUCGACGCUGCGAGCCUACCAGCUGGCUCGCACAAGCCGCGAAGGAGCAAAGCUCCGUGUCAUCGCCUCGCUCACCGUCCCACACUCGCCAUCGGCCAGCUAUCCGCCGAUUGGGAUAGAGGCGCUGGUGCCGACGGCAGGCGCAACGGCCGAGCGAGAUGCCGCUUGUGGCGAGGCCUCGCCGUGGCUUGGUGCAGCGCUGGCGUACCAGCGGCUGGCAGUCUCGCCGUACAGCAACUCGCGCGAAGCCAGUCUCGUCUUUUCGAUGCCUGCCUCCAGCCCGGUCUUUCUUCAGCCAGCGAUGUACGAUGGGCAACUGAGCGGCAGCUACGCGCUCACGGUGGCAACAGUGGGUGAUGGUGACGACGACGGCGUCGCGCCGGUGACCAUGACUGUCGUCGACCAUCCUCUUCACGACGACUGGCCAUCACGCGCCGCGAUUGAUGGAGCGUGGAAGCCGGGAGCGUCCGGCGCCGUCUGCACUCCCUGCUUUGCUCUCGACAUCCCAGCUGAUGGAGCCGUCGUCCACCUUGGCCUCCAUCCGAUCGAGUACAAGGCGAAGAAGAAGGCUGCGGUGCCACGCAAGGCGUCGGCGAUUGCCAUCCUGCCAGGCAGGACGGUGCCGUCAGGGGCGGCGUGCUUGAGCGAGUCACUAGUUGCAACUACGUUUACCAACGCCAGGACGGUUGCGACGACGGUGAUGCUAGCUGCAGGCUCGUACGUGGUUGUGCCGCGGGUGAUGGGCGCGCACGUCGCCGGCAAGUUCACUCUGCAUCUCUGCUCCAAGGUCGCAGGCGUUGAGCUGGAGCUUCUCGACGCGUUCAUCGACCAUGGCCGGGCAGGUGCCGGCGGCGGAGCGGGUGGUGGGGGCGGGGCGCUGGCGGCGGCGGCAGCAGUGACGACUGGCGCUGGGCCUUCUGGAAUGGGCUCGCUCUAUGCCGGACUGGAAUGA